Molecule: messenger RNA, 1804 nt
Organism: Phyllostomus discolor (pale spear-nosed bat)
Lineage: Eukaryota; Metazoa; Chordata; Mammalia; Chiroptera; Phyllostomidae
Gene: CD151
Product: CD151 molecule (Raph blood group)
Exons: 9
Coding region: 195-956 (253 amino acids)
Cellular component (GO): membrane
Source: RefSeq, a predicted model, not a curated record
GCCUGUGAGCCGGGGCGGGGUUUGCGGGCUGUGGGCGGGGCGGGCCAAAGGCGGCCCCUGAACCUCCAAGAAACCUCCCGCCGGCGGUGCGUUCUCGGCGCCUGGAACCUCCGCCCCCGCCAGACUCGAAAGUGUGGCUGCGGAGCCUCCUGAGGAACUUCUGCCCAGCAGUCCUCCUGCCAGCCAGCUCCAGGAUGGGUGAGUUCAAUGAGAAGAAGUCCACGUGCGGCACAGUCUGCCUCAAGUACCUGCUCUUCACCUUCAACUGCUGCUUCUGGCUGGCUGGCCUGGCCGUCAUGGCUGUGGGCAUCUGGACACUGGCCCUGAAGAGUGACUACAUCAGUCUGCUGGCCUCAGGCACCUACCUGGCCACAGCCUACAUCCUGGUGGUGGCUGGCGUUGUUGUCAUGGUGACCGGUUUCCUGGGCUGCUGUGCCACCUUCAAGGAGCGGCGGAACCUGCUGCGCCUGUACUUCAUCCUGCUGCUCAUCAUCUUCCUGCUGGAGAUUGUUGCCGGCGUCCUUGCCUAUGUCUACUACCAGCAGCUGAACUCGGAGCUCAAGGAGAACCUGAAGGACACCAUGACCAAGCGGUACCACCAGCCAGGACACGAGGGCGUGACCAGCGCCGUGGACAAGCUUCAGCAGGAGUUCCGCUGCUGCGGCAGCAACAACUCCCAGGACUGGCGGGACAGCGUGUGGAUCCACUCCGGGGAGGCGGGUGGCCGCGUGGUCCCGGACAGCUGCUGCAAGACCGUGGUGGCCCACUGUGGUCACCGGGACCACGCCUCCAACAUCUACAAGGUGGAGGGCGGCUGCAUCACCAAGCUGGAGACCUUCAUCCAGGAGCAUCUGAGGGUCAUCGGGGCCGUGGGCAUCGGCAUCGCCUGCGUGCAGGUGUUCGGCAUGAUCUUCACGUGCUGCCUGUACAAGAGCCUGAAGCUGGAGCACUACUGACCCUGCCCGGGCCGCCCGUCUCCGCCGGUGCCACAGCUUCCCGCCGAGUAGACCACUGAGCUGACACUACUGACGGCCAGGGAGUGGGGUCCCUGGUGCCUUUCCCUCGCCUCUCCCCCUCCACCAGGAGGCUGUGUUCCCGUGCCCCCGCCACCGUGCCAUCACUGUGCCUUCUGGGGACCCCCCACCCCCAGAGGGAGCUUCAAGUGCCUUCUGCUGCACACCAAAGUCCUGAGGCUCGAGGCAGGGUCCCCUGCUGAGUAGGGGCGGGGCGGCACUCCCGCCCGUGUAGGGUCCUGACAAUCAAGUACCCCCUUCCCACUGGCCACCUCCCUGGGGGGUUAUGGCGCCCCAGGCUGUGCCCUGAUGCCUGUGCUUAGUUGGAGGGGCUGGUUUGGUGGCCAGUUGGGCAGAAAUGAAUGGGCUGCGCUGGCCCACCCUAGGGUGCUUCCAGCCCCUUGGACACACCCCACGUGGUGGCUGGGGCAGGCCUCGGAGGGGCGGGGUGGGUGCAGGGGAUAUGGAUUGGCUGCAGCUGAGGAGCUCUGGGUGCCUGUCGCCAGGUCGGCUGGAGCACAGCCUCCCUGCCCCCCCCCCCGGGGAAAAGCCAAGCCAGCCAGCACCGUCCCCAGGGCCUCGUGCCUCUCGGACCCUUGGCCCAGCCUGCCCUGUGGAGCCUGCUUCACCCCCCACCGCUAGCUCUCACCACCCUCUAAAAGGCCACAAUGUUCACUGUUACCCCCCUUCCCUGGGGUCAGGGUUGGGGGGGUCAUUCACUGCUGUAUUACAAAUGCUAUAACCGCUCCUGCCACGAAGCAGGUGCACAAUAAACAAGCGUGGAAGAGACA